GCUACUGCACCUGCCAGUCACAAGCUGUGGUGUUGAAAGGGGAACUCAUCUUUACGAUUCGUUACAAAUCCACUUGCAGACCAAAGGUAUUAAGUGGCAUGAACGGAAUGAAAAUGAAGAAGUGUUUCGGAAAAACCCACUCAGUUGUCCAGCUUCUCCUCAUUCUUUGGAUGACAUCCCUCAUCCACAUUGCAGUUGGGGAUGUCUUUCCUUGUUCGAGAUCAAAUAUGACGGUGCCAAUAACGAAGGUUUGCGAUGGAUUUUACAACUGCGACAACUACGAGGAUGAAUCAACAUGUCGUUAUUCAGCAACUUAUCUUCCGGACGGCGAAUCACAUCUCAUCUUCUUACCAGACUCCACAAAAAUACGAUUGUAUAACGCAACCUUGCUACAAACAAACGCUACGAGUGGAUUUCGAGUUCAGUUUUAUCAUAUGUUGCUCUUUAAUCAUGAUGAUGAAGUCCUAAUAGGGACAGGCAACGACCCAUCUGACAUACAGUCUGUCAUCACAACUAUCCCUGGAGAUACAUACGACAAUCGUGAUGAUAUCUAUGUACUAGAUACCAAUGAGAUGUGGGUUGCUGUCAUAGGAGGGCGUCAAAACAGUCGUAUCCUUAUGGGUAUUAGUGUUACUGCGAUUGAUUUGCUGAAUUUAUAUCCUUGUCCGGGAUCGAACAUGAGCGUGUCAGUGACGUUGGUUUGCGAUGGAUCUUACAACUGUGACAAUUAUAAGGAUGAAUCAAUAUGUAAUUAUUCAGCAACUUAUCUUCCGGAAGGCGAAUCACAUUUCAUCUCUGUACCAUACAUCAGGGAGAUGAGACAUCGCCCUGCAUACGCCGCUAUCAUUCGAUUGUAUAACGCAACCUUGCUACAAACAAACGCUACCAAAGGAUUUCGAGUUGGGUUUCAAGAUAUGGAGCUCCGUCGGGAUAAUGAUGAACUUCUGAUAGGCACAGGUAACGAUCCGUCUGACUCACAGUCUGUCAUCACAACUUUCCAUGGAUAUCCACCCUACCUUCCUGAUGAUAUCUAUGUAGAUACCAAUGAGAUGUGGUUUGCUGCCAUAGGAGGGUGGCCAGACAGUCUUAUCCGUAUGGGUAUUAGUGUUACUGCCAUUGAUUUGCUGAAUUUAUAUCCUUGUCCGGGAUCGAACAUGAGCGUGUCAGUGACGUUGGUUUGUGAUGGAUUUUACAAUUGUGACAAUUAUAAGGAUGAAUCAUCAUGUAAUUAUUCAGCAACAUAUCUUGAGGAAGGCGAAUCACAUUUCAUCUCCUUUUCACGAACCACCGCAGUACGAUUGUAUAACGCAAGCAUUCUACAAACAAACGCAUCAAAUGGAUUUCGAGUUGUGUUUCAAUAUGAUGAUGGCGAUCAUGAUUUUGGAGUCCAAAUAGGAACAGGUUACGAUCCGUCUGACAUACAGUCUGUUAUCAAAACUAUCGAUAGAGACAUUUACCAUAGUCCAGAUGAUGUCUAUGUAGAUUCCGAUGUGAUGUGGUUAGCUGUCAUAGGAGGGACGAGAUACUCCAAGCUUGAAAUGAACGUUACAAUCAUUUCCAUUGACCUAUCAACCUUAUUUGCAUGUUCAAGCUCCAACAUGAGCGUGUCACCGACUGUCAUUUGCGAUGGAUAUUACCAAUGCGAUCAUUACGAGGAUGAAUCAGCAUGCAAUUUUUCAUCAACAUAUCUGGAGGAGGACGAAUCAUAUUUCAUUAAUAAAACGUCCUUCCCCACCAGCCGGCUGUACAAUGCAAUCUUGCUACAAACAAACGCUAUGCUGGGAUUUCGAGUUGUUUUCCGAGAUUGGUAUAACCAUCAUAAUGAUAAAGUCCAAAUAGGGAUAGGUAACGACCCGUCUGACCUGCAGUCUGUCAUCGCAAAUAUCUACGGAUAUAGGGAUGACGGUGGUGCUUUCUAUUUAGAUACCAAUGAGAUGUGGUUUGCUGUUAUAGGGUCGAAGGCUUACACCAGGCCUAGAACUACAACAAUUGAUGUUGAGUUCAUUUCCAUCAACCUAUCAGCUAGCUGGCGGUUGGGUUGAGAACUACUAUCAACGAUGUACAGUUUAUGAAAGAAAGGAGAAGGAGGAAGAGGGGAAGAAGAACGAGAAGAAAAGAAGAGAAACUGUCAUGAUUUUAUUACUUGCUUAGUAAUGACCGGGGCAAUAGCAUAUUUGUAAAGCGCUUAGAGACGUCGUAGAUGUUUUUAGCGCUUAAUAAAAGUGGAAUAUUAUUAUUAUUAUUAUUAAUGUAGGGGUGAUGUGACGAGGUUCAUAAACAGGUUACAUAGGUUUAUAUAUACCGAUAUUAUAUAUAUUCUAUCAACUUCGUAGAUCAAAUAUUCAUUUCGAACAUUUUUGGAGUACAUGACUUGUAAUGUUAAUGAUUUUGCUUUGACGCUUUCCUAAUCUCAUUUCAAUGUUAGCCGGGAGCAGGCAUGCGUAUAAUAGGAUCGAGUAUAGGUAUUAAGAAUGUAUUGAGACGGUAUGUAUAAUAUGUAAACCGAUAUAUGUAAAUUAUAUCAAUUGAUAUAUUCCGUCUUCACAUAUUUGGGCAGCCAGGUGAAUGUUAUUUGUUAUCAUCUUUAUUAUAUUUCAAUGACGAAAUUAUAUCUGUACAAGUUGUAUGUACCUUAUCGAAGUAUAUAUGUUUUAGAUUAGAAGAUUUUGUUUGGGGAUACUUUGUGGUGUAUAAUAUACUCAGAGAAGAGGUCUUUUCAUUUUUGAAAAAGUAUUAUGAUGAUGCUAAUGGUACGAUGAUUUAUUUUCAAUUUAUUUUAGUCAUUUUUAGCUAUGACAUGGUAUAUAGCCUAGGCCUAUAUAUUCAUAAUGUGAAAGGAAUUAGAUAAUGAUAUUUGUGUAGCUUGAAGCAAAGUUCCCCAUUGCUGUGUUCUCUUUUAAAAUGUCUUUGCAAAGGUUGAACAAAAAUUGUCUCCGUCUGGAAUCGAUCCGUGUUACUGGCUGAGAAUUCCAGUGCCUUAACCACUAGACCCCAGAGACGGGCCAGUGGCUUUGGCGACACCAGAUUUAAUUGACCGACAGAUUUGGAAAAUCAUAUGGGAAAUGUAUUUACUCCUUUGGUGGUAAACGAAAAAUAAGUGAAUAAGAUAUAAUGUAAAAACUGUAGGAGAUACAAAAUGUAUUAUUUUUUCUUACUUUAAACCUUUGUCAAUUAACAAAAAAAUACAUGCAGUUCUUGAAGUUACCUUGUUGUUCCAUGAGUAUAUAGUGUUAUGUGCUUCUUAAUCUAAUAUCAUUCUUAAUCAACAUUGAUAUCACCAUAUUUUACUCAGAAAAAUGUACUUUAUUGUAGAUUAUUCUUCUUAUAUUUGUUACCAAUUUUGUUUAAGCAUAAAAUUCACUGUUCAUGGUGUCCCUGAAAAAGGAGACCCAAGUUUAUCGUUAAAGUAUACUCAAUAAUCAUGAAUGUGCAUAUAACAGAAAAGCUAAUAAAUACAUUUGUAAGUUACCUUCAUAUAUACAGCGCUCAAGGUUAAUUGUCUUUAAACUCUUUACAUGUUUAACUUACACUAAUCAAUGAGGAAGUCUUAUGUAAUAAACACU
Messenger RNA from Strongylocentrotus purpuratus (purple sea urchin), 3563 nucleotides. RefSeq lists its product as uncharacterized. Bases 99 to 2042 code for a protein of 647 amino acids. Gene Ontology annotation, molecular function: protein binding. Lineage: Eukaryota; Metazoa; Echinodermata; Echinoidea; Camarodonta; Strongylocentrotidae. The transcript is spliced from 11 exons. The record is from RefSeq and is a predicted model, not a curated record.